GCUGCUCUGCCUUUGGGGAGGAGGGGGAGGAGCCUCGGCAGGCGGAGAGGCGCUGCCGGUGGGUCCCACCUGCGCGCAGUUGAUGGGCGAGGAGGAGGAAGCCAAGGAGGCGGAGGCGGAGGGAGAGGGAGAAGGACGGCGGCGGCGGCGGCGCUGCCCCUUGGCCCUCGCAGCUCCCGGGAGGCAGCCUUGCCCUUGCCCUUGCCAUGGAGGACACGCCGGAGCCCACCGUGGUCCAGCCCGGAGCCGCCCCCGCCGCCCCUCCGCAGGACCCCGAGACUCAGCGCCCCGCCGAAAGGGAGGAGGGACACUUCAGCGAGGAGAUCGAGGACAGAGGUUUACUAGAAAGCAGCACACGAUUAAAACCUCAUGAAGCUCAAAGCUACAGAAAGAAGGCGCUGUGGGUUUCUUGGGCUUCCAUUGUUGUCACGUUGGCCCUGGCAGUUGCUGCCUUCACUGUCUCCGUAAUGAGGUACAGUGCUUCAUCAUUUGGAUUUGCAUUUGAUGCCACUUUGGAUGUGUUGUCAUCAGUGAUAGUCCUUUGGCGCUACAGCAAUGCAGCUGCUGUACAUUCAGCACACAGAGAAUACAUAGCCUGUGUCAUCUUGGGUGUGAUAUUUCUUCUGUCUGCUUUAUGUAUAGUGAUCAAAGCUAUCCAUGACCUUGCAACUAAGUUGCUUCCAGAAGUGGAUGACUUUCUUUAUAGCGUUUCCAUUUUAAGUGGAAUCCUGUGCACUACUUUGGCAGUGAUCAAAUUCAUGUUAGGAAAUGUCCUUACAAGCAGAGCACUGUUAACGGACGGUUUCAACUCCCUGGUAGGAGGAAUAAUGGGAUUCUCUAUCCUUCUAAGUGCAGAAGUCUUUAAACACAAUGCCUCUGUCUGGUACCUAGAUGGAAGUAUAGGAGUUCUAAUUGGACUCACAAUAUUUGCUUAUGGAGCCAAGCUGCUUCUGGACAUGGUCCCCCGCGUACGGCAAACGCGUCACUAUGAAAUGUUUGAAUAAAGACAGAACUCAGCGACAUGGACUGAAUACAUUUUGCAAAGUUCGAUAAAUGUCCUACAUCCUGGCAACUGGUGCCAAACAUAUUUACAAGAUUGUACGUUAUUUCUCAUGGUAUAUAUCUUUUUUUACAUUACCUUUCAAGGGAAAGUCUAUUGGUGCAAAUAGGUAAAUUAUGUGAGCUGCAGUAGCCUUUCCCUUUUGUGUGUUUGCUAUUAUCAAAACCCUGCAAGUGGCAAUAGAAAUGAAUAUGAAUUCACAGUCCUAAACCAGCUGCUAUGUUUUGUCUCCUGAAGUGGUCAGAUUGUAAAUGACAUUCAAGUACUGUCUGUAGAAAAGGUCCAAACUCAGACAGGAUGGCUGCAGUCAUUUCUCUCUGUGGCACAUUAGAAACUAAUAUCAUGUGGCAGGCACUUCCAUGGGCAAGAGGGUACUUUCUCAACUAGAGAAAGAAACGGCUUUUAGUUCCAUUGCCACUAAAAUUCCAGAUUGGGAUCUUCUAAGUCACUGCUCCAAAAUCUUCUGGCAGAAAAUUCAGUGGCAUGUCUAGGUUACGUUUGCCAGCAGAUGUUUCUUGAUGCAUGAAAUUACCCAUUCCCAAUCGCAAAUGAUACCCUGGCCCCAAUUACCGAUUCCCCCAGCAACCUCACACAAAUCCCAGUUCUGACUUAAUGUCAAGAAUGUUGUUCUAGUUCCAUACUAUUUUAUGAAAUUCUCUGAAAUACAUAAAUACCUAGCACCACAUAGAGUAAAUUAAGAUGCACAGACAAAAUAAGCACAAAGUGUUAAUAUAUAGGCAAAAGCCAAAAACUAAGAGUGAAGAUGGAUUAUAUGUGUCCGAUUGUAUUAUGCACUCAUGUAGCAAUAUGUCUGGCUAAAUACACGGGUGUCUUGUUUCCUGGUGAAAGUGAAGUGUGAUAGUUCCAGCUGGUAGUAUGAUAGCACCUUUCUACCUGUAAAGAAUUAGAACUAUUCUGUUGGUAUUCAUGUUCCCACCGUCUGAUGUCAUUGAGCACCUGGAUUACAAAUACCAACUCCCAUUAUAUAUAAUCAAUAAAGCUGUUACUUAUUUUAUACAGUACCUGUAGUUAACCUUUCGGGAAAAAAGUUAUGGAGAGAGUUCAUUCAUCCCUUUUCCAUUUAAAUAAGUUAAUGCUGGCACUUUUCAUUAGAGUUUUUCUGCACAAGUUUCACUUCAGUCAAUAAUGGUAUAUUUUGGUAUCUUUGAAGCUGUCAAGAGGUCAGAAUAAUACUUUGUACUUGGACCAAAUGUGUUUUCCAAGUUAAUGUGUGAAUGAUCAUGGAAACUGCAGUGUGGAAUAGUUUCACAUGCAAGCACUUAAGUGUGGGAUCAAGUUUGGAAAGCUAUUAAGCAGUAGCACUCGCUUUUUUUUCAUUCUUUGCUUGUAUGUUCAUACUCACAUUGCAGAACUCCAAACAACAGUCUGAUAUUAGAAGUGUUUAUUUUUAGACAUUGCUGGCUCUGCGUUUGUGCAAUCUGGAAGUUUAAUGUUACUCUUUGGAAAGUAGUUUGUUUGAAGGUGCUGUCGUAUGACCAUUUCCCCACUUUCGCGUGAAGGCACUCAACCUUCCAGUGAAACACAAUGUUUUAAUUCAUUCCAUGCAGACUUCUGGAUGAAUAAAUUGGAGAUGUUUUUACAAGCUGAA
Messenger RNA from Anolis sagrei ordinatus, 2669 nucleotides. RefSeq names its product transmembrane protein 163 (gene TMEM163). Gene Ontology annotation, cellular component: synaptic vesicle membrane. NCBI's taxonomy places the organism in Eukaryota, Metazoa, Chordata, Lepidosauria, Squamata, Anolidae. The record is from RefSeq and is a predicted model, not a curated record. Gene Ontology annotation, molecular function: zinc ion binding.